CGUCAAACAAAAACAUUUUCUUUUCCAAAUUUUUUUCGCUCUUUAAAGAUUUUUAUUUUUAGGAAAUUUUCUAUAAAAUCCCGUAAAGUUUACUGAAAAAUAGGCUCAAACAUAACGAACCAUACGAUAUUCAGUCAUUGACACAUCAAUUCGGCAUUCAAAAAGAGAAGAUUUUUAUUUUAUUCACUGAAAAUUUCACUUGAAGAUGCCGCCGGCGGCCAGUGUAGUAGCGCAUGGUGAUCGCGUACCUGUAAAGGUUGUGCCAGCGGUGGUGCAGCAGCCUCAACCGCCGGCGGGCGUGGUGAUGACGACGGCGUCGGAGGCUUUUGCAAAGGACGCUGUCAUUGCGUGGUUCCGAGGGGAGUUUGCUGCGGCCAACGCCAUCAUUGAUGCGCUCUGUAAACACCUGAGGCAACUUGAAGGUGGUGUUCCGGCAGAUUAUGAAUCGGUAUUCGGUGCUAUUCAUCGUAGGAGGCUGAACUGGAUCCCGAUCCUCCAGAUGCAGCAAUACUAUUCGAUUGCUGAUGUCACACUGGAGCUUCAAAAGGUUGAAGCCAAAAAGUGUGAAGAAAGUAAGAUUGAUGAAACGAAAAUCGAGGAGAAAGAGAAAUCUCUAGAAAGCUCCGUCGAGGAGGGUUAUGAAAAUGGUGGAGUAGAGCCCAUGGUUGAAGAUUUUUCUAGGGAUGAUUCACCUGAAAGCGAGAUUGCUGAUACAGGGUCUCAAGAAGUGCAGCCGUUGCUUGAACAUGUCGAUAUAUGUUCUAACCAUGAAGAAUGUGAGGCACGUCGUGAGCAGAUCAAGUUGACAAAAGGGUUCUUAGCGAAGGAGCCCAUGAAAGGCCAUAUGGUUAAUGUUGUUAGAGGUCUUAAGUUGUAUGAAGAUGUAUUCACCGACGUCGAACUCUCUAAAUUGAAUGACUUUGUGAAUGAGCUCCGAGUUGCUGGCCAGAACGGUGAACUCUCAGGCGAGACGUUUAUACUAUACAACCAGCAAGUGAAAGGAAAGAAGAGAGAGUUAAUUCAGCUUGGAGUUCCCAUUUUCGGACAGAUAAAAGACGAUGCAGCAAGUAAAUUGCAGAAGAUUACAGGCCAUAUCGAGCCAAUUCCAGCACUUCUACAAGGUGUCAUUAACCACUUGAUCCAGUGGCAUUUGAUCCCAGAAAAUCGAAAACCAAAUAGCUGCAUCAUUAACUUCUUUGAUGAGGGGGAAUACUCUCAGCCUUUUCUGAAACCACCUCAUUUGGACCAGCCCGUUUCGACACUCCUCCUCUCUGAGUCAGCAAUGGCGUUCGGUCGAACACUUGUCUGUGAUAGUGAAGGGAAUUAUAAAGGGCCACUCACGCUCUCUCUCAAGGAAGGGUCACUUCUAGUCAUGAGGGGAAAUAGUUCUGAUACAGCAAGACACGUUAUGUGCUCCUCGUCGAACAAGAGGGUGACUGUGACAUUCUUUAGAGUUCGGGUAGAGACACAAAACGCAGAGGCAACCCCUUCAACUGGAGCAAUGACCUUAUGGCAAUCCGGUGUUCAAACUUCGUACGCAGUCCCAAAUGGAAUGGUUAGCCCUUACGAGGCAAUGGAUACGAUCCCCAAAUGGGGUGUCCUCCGAGCUCCCGUGGUUACGUUGUCUCCUAUGCUUCCAAUGGUUUUGAAUCCUCAAAGGAUUCCACAAGGUGGGACCGGGGUUUUCUUGCCGUGGACCGUUGGAUCAAGGAAACCAGCAAAACAUCUUCCACCGCGUGCUCAGAAAGGACGAUGUCUUGCUCUACCAUCCCCUAUUGAAAUGCAGAAAACUCAGGUCACUUCUGAUCCGGGUAUCAACCAUGAAGGGAAAUCUCUGUAAGUUAAUCUGUUAGCGUUGGCUGUUAUACAUUUCUGAGAUGCCAAUAGGCUCCAGAAAUAGUUGAGAGAGCUUGAAAGUUGCACGGAUUUUGGACUAGUUGUAACAGAGAGUUGAGUUUGUAGUGUAUUUUCAUUCUGGUGGAUGCAGUCUUUUUUACAUUACCAUAUAUUUGUUAUUUUUUUUCUCGUUUUCUAUUUAUCAAGCACAAUUAAUUAGCUUCA
Messenger RNA from Olea europaea var. sylvestris, 2061 nucleotides. RefSeq lists its product as uncharacterized. The record is from RefSeq and is a predicted model, not a curated record. The transcript is spliced from 7 exons. Gene Ontology annotation, biological process: mRNA catabolic process. Gene Ontology annotation, molecular function: mRNA binding; demethylase activity. Bases 206 to 1840 code for a protein of 544 amino acids. Lineage: Eukaryota; Viridiplantae; Streptophyta; Magnoliopsida; Lamiales; Oleaceae.